GUUAAAAUGAAAAUAACCCAUCUUUUGGUACUGGCAGUCCUGGUGGCAGUAAUCCGGGCUUCCAGAGAAUUAGUAGACUGACAUAGUACUAUUGAAAUGGAAGAGUUCUUCGUCAAGCACUACAAAGAGAUCACCGUGUUCUAUUUUUAUGAUAGCGAGCAGAACAAUAAUAAGGGAUUUUUGUCAAGCUUGAUUGGCAUUUUUAGCUCUUCAAAUGAAGAGGAUGAUGACCAAGAAAUAAUGGAGACUCUCAACUCGGAAUAUCCUGUCAUGCGGAUAGAUGUGAGUAGAGAAGAACUGAAGGAGUUAGCUAUCAAUGUUGGUGUAACUCAAUAUCCUUGGGUUUUGAUUUAUCAUGAGGAUCAUGAGAUAGUAAACGCAAAGCCAACUCUAAGCACGGCUGAAGAGAUUGAAGGGAAGCUUCUAGACACCGUCGUCCAAAUGAACAAAGAGAAGAUGCGCUAUAAGCAAUUUCCUAGGCAGAUCGAGUUUGAUAAUGAGCAUGCUAAGAGCCAAAUAAGAGAGGUUGAUUUGACUCCUUACACCCAACAUGGUUCUAGAGUAGCACCCACACAGGAGGAUUUAAGCUGGAAUCAACAACAUCCAAACUCUGAAAUGACUCAUGUAGACCUUAACCCAUAUCUCCCAAGCAAUGCUCCAGUUGAAUCAGAAACUAUCGAGGUUGAUUUCAGUAGUAAUCUCCAAAAAUACAAAGAGGUUAAGUCGACUGACGAAAUUUUCCCAAACCAAAGUGACUACAACAGUCAGGUAAAACCAGUGAGUCUAACAGACAACACUUCCAGGACAAGCUCUCAGUCUAGAGCCAAGCCACAAGGAGCAGUGAGAGGCUCUCUUAGGAGUAGGAGCCAAGACUCUCCUUACUCUAGAGCCAGGUCAAGAGGCACAUACAGAUAAUUCCACAGAGAAGUUACCAAAUUUAACUUCCAUAAUUCCCAAUUU
Moneuplotes crassus is the source of this 960-nucleotide messenger RNA. The record is from the annotation of a GenBank genome assembly. NCBI's taxonomy places the organism in Eukaryota, Ciliophora, Spirotrichea, Euplotida, Euplotidae.